CUCUCUCUCUCUUCUGAGCGUUUCAUUUUCGCGAUCGUGAGCACAUUCUGAUGGCGCCGGAACUGGUCCACGCAGCGCCGAGGGCCGCCGGAGCUCCGGUGAAGCCGGGCGGCGGGGUGCCCCGGCGGGCGUACGUGACGUUCUUGGCCGGCGACGGGGACUACGUGAAGGGCGUCGCCGGACUGGCGAAGGGGCUAAGGAAGGUGAAGUCGGCGUACCCGCUGGUGGUGGCGGUGCUGCCGGACGUUCCGGAGGACCACCGCCGGAUCUUGGCGGCUCAGGGCUGCGUCGUUAAGGAGAUUGAACCGGUUUAUCCGCCCGAGAACCAGACCCGGUUCGCCAUGGCCUAUUACGUCAUCAAUUAUUCUAAACUCCGUAUCUGGGAGUUCGUGGAGUACAGCAAAAUGGUGUACUUGGACGGAGACAUCCAAGUUUACGACAACAUCGACGAGCUGUUCGAUUUGUCGGACGGGCAUUUCUACGCCGUCAUGGACUGCUUCUGUGAAAAGACAUGGAGCCACACUCCACAGUAUCAGAUUGGCUACUGCCAGCAGUGCCCCGGAAAGGUCCGGUGGCCGGUCACCAUGGGCCAUCCGCCACCGCUCUACUUCAACGCAGGCAUGUUCGUGUUCGAGCCGAGUAUUUCCACUUAUCACGAUCUACUGAACACCCUCAAAAUUACCCCUCCCACCCCUUUCGCCGAACAAGAUUUUUUGAAUAUGUACUUUGAAGAUAUUUAUAAGCCCAUUCCUUUGGAUUUCAAUCUGGUUUUGGCUAUGCUUUGGCGUCAUCCUGAGAACGUCCAACUCGAUCGUGUCAGAGUUGUUCACUACUGUGCUGCGGGAUCGAAGCCAUGGAGGUACACAGGGAAGGAGGAGAACAUGCAAAGAGAAGAUAUAAAAAUGCUGGUCAACAAGUGGUGGGACAUCUACAAUGACGAUUCACUGGACUACAACCCUCCGCCGGAUGGAGACGCCGUCGUCGUGCAGCCCUUCAUCGCGGCUCUCUCCGAAGCCGGAGCCGUUCGGUUCAUUACGGCGCCCUCCGCCGCAUGACGCCGUCGACCGGUUGAAGACACACCAACUCUAUUUUGAUAAAACAUAAACUACGAAAGUAUAUAAUAUAAUUAUAUCAUAAUAUCAUAAAAAAAAAGUAAUUAGUAUUUUUUUAAAUUAUUGGCUUUGGUUUUCUUUGGGGCCAGAUUUUAUGUCUUCUAUGAAGAAAAACUGUUUGCAUGUAUCGUAUGGUUCUUCCUGGAAUUUGAAAAUUCGGGGAGUGGAAAAAUUUUAUGAUGUUUUUAAUAUAUAUUUACUAAUAUGUGCGUGAGGUGAUUCGUGUUGAUGUAAGAGCUUUG
Molecule: messenger RNA, 1354 nt
Organism: Momordica charantia (bitter melon)
Lineage: Eukaryota; Viridiplantae; Streptophyta; Magnoliopsida; Cucurbitales; Cucurbitaceae
Product: galactinol synthase 2
Molecular function (GO): glycosyltransferase activity
Source: RefSeq, a predicted model, not a curated record